AUGGCCUUUCCACGCCGUUUUGGCUGGCUCGCAAGACCGUGGUCAUUUGCUCCUCCUCAACAGCCCAGACUGCACCCGGGCAAGACCGGACAGCUGGUGACAUACGACAUCACUUCCGAGAUGCAGUGCCCGCUGUUCGACCAACUGCGGUGGUGCUUCAAGCUAGACUUUAUGUGCGGAUAUCAAUCUACAUGGGGUCUUCCUGAUCAACGCUGGACCGAGGGUGGAGAACAGUUCUAUCGAAGGAAUGAGGAGGCCGCACGUUAA
Penicillium verrucosum is the source of this 267-nucleotide messenger RNA. RefSeq lists its product as uncharacterized. The transcript has a single exon. Bases 1 to 267 code for a protein of 88 amino acids. The record is from RefSeq and is a predicted model, not a curated record. Lineage: Eukaryota; Fungi; Ascomycota; Eurotiomycetes; Eurotiales; Aspergillaceae.